AUGGAGCAAACUUUCAUCAUAAUCAAGCCUGAUGGGGUUCAAAGGGGCCUGGUUGGUGACAUCAUUAGCAGGUUUGAGAAGAAGGGCUUCUAUUUGAAAGGUUUGAAGUUCAUAAAUGUGGAUCAUCCUUUUGAUGAGAAACACUAUGAGGACUUGUCUGCAAAGCCCUUUUUCAGUGGAUUGGUUGAUUAUAUUAUUUCUGGUCUCGUUCUUGCUAUGAUUUGGGAGGGUAAGACUGUUAUCCGAACUGGCCGAAAGAUUGUUGGUGCCACCAACCCAGCAGAAUCCGCCCCUGGAACAAUCCGUGGUGAUUAUGCAAUUGAGAUUGGCGGGCAGAAACACAAUAGUCCAAUCUGUCCAGAAGAAUUGUUUGUUGCAUCUGUCCGUUUUUGA
Messenger RNA from Prunus armeniaca (apricot), 393 nucleotides. Lineage: Eukaryota; Viridiplantae; Streptophyta; Magnoliopsida; Rosales; Rosaceae. The record is from the annotation of a GenBank genome assembly.